AAAUAGAGAACUAAAAAAAAGGAUAGAAGCGCGCAACAUCAAUAUCGCGCAGGCUUCGUUCUUCCAGCAUCAACGAGGACAAUCUCCAUACCUAUCAGUACCAAAAAUUUUGUACAGUGCAAGGUGGAACUCAAGGAAUUGCAGUGUGUUACAUUAUUAUUACAUAGAUAUUGUAUUUAUCUUCAUUCUUCGUUUUUUCUCAUUUUUUGCUUUGUGUUUCUCUUUUUUUUACGUAUAUGUCAGUGCGUGCAUAUGUAUCACGUUGCACAAGAGACUACAACGUUUGUCGUAGUUUUGGACGGGAUAAACUUUAGCACGAUCUUCUGUUGUUUGUCUUUCUAAUUCAACAGAAGGAUCAAGACAUCAUUUUCUUUCACCGAUGGCAGAUCACGAUAAUAUCUACGACGACGAGUAAGUACCUUUGUGAUAGGAGCUAAUGUCAGCGAAUCCAAAUCAAAGGAAUUGGCGUGGGAUAUUGAUAGCUCUGCUUGUGAUCGUUGCUGUUCUAACUUUAAUUGUGACAUCAGUUGCGUUAUUAACACCACCAGAUGAGGGUCCCAGAGUACGAGGUGCUAGAAUAAGACUUUCUGAGGUACUUUCUGGAGAAUUAACACCCCUUUUCUUCAAUGGAUCAUGGGUAAGCAGGCAGCAUAUUUGCUAUCGAGAUGUGUGGGGUGGAAUUUCGUUAUUGCACGUUUCUUCCAAAAACAUCACUUCCUACAGUCUAAUGUCUAAUGAAACUUUUAGGACACUGAAUCCUGCCAAGUUUUCAUUGUCACCGGAUCGUAAUUAUUUGCUCCUUGCGCAUAAUGUGAAGAAACUCUUCCGAUACUCGUAUUUAGCACAAUAUACAAUUUAUGACGUAAAAACACGAGAAACUAUAGCAUUGACUCCACAUCCUGAAAAAGAAAUUCACCCUUAUCUUUUGUUGGCACAAUGGACUCCACGAGAUCAUGGUCUGGUUAUGGUUCAAGAUUAUGAUAUUUAUUAUAUAACAAGUCCUAAAAGUAAUACAGGAUAUCGCGUUACUGAUACAGCAAUACCUGGUAUUUUAUCAAAUGGUUUACCGGAUUGGUUAUAUGAAGAGGAAAUUUUGCAUCGUGCAGAAGCUAUUUGGAUGUCAUCAGAUGGCCACAUGAUGUUAUAUGCUUCUUUCAAUGAUUCUCUCGUUGAGGAAAUGCACAUAUCUUGGUUUGGAGAAGGAAAUAAAGCAUUGUAUCCUGAUAUACGAUCCUUACGAUAUCCUAAGCCAGGAACACCAAAUCCUGUAGUGCGACUGUAUGUAGCAGACUUGGCAGAUCCAAAGAACAUUCAUACGAAGGUAGUGAAACCGCCACCUAUCAUCGAGCAUGUAGAACAUUACUUUACAACGGCUUCAUGGGUAUCUUCAACAGAAGUUUGUAUAACAUGGUUGACACGUGCACAAAAUCUUUCUGUUGUAACCAAUUGCAAGAGUCCAUUAUGGCAUUGUCAGGAAAUUCAAAGAAUAGUAGCUGAAGAUCGUGGUUGGGUAGAUACUCCUCCAGAAUCACCUAUUUUUUCAGCAAAUGGCAGUAGUUACAUUGCUAUAAGCCCAGUUAAAGAUGGUCCAGCUGGUUAUUAUAAACAUAUUGUUUGGGUGAAUGUUGCUCGAAGAUUAGUUGUUCCACUCACUCAUGGAAAAUUUGAAGUUGCACAAAUAGUAGCAUGGGAUGAACCUAAUAAUACUAUAUAUUUUAUAGGUAUUCCACCUAUGCAACCAGGACAAAGACAUCUUUAUUAUGUGAGUUCAUUGUUACCACAUGUGGGUUCAUCUCUACAUCCUGCUUUUUGUGUUACUUGUACGGAAACGUCAGAUGGAUAUCGAAAGGAACAUAGAACAGCUUCAUCUAGUCAUUACAGUUCUUCGUCUGAUAAUAAUUAUAUACGUGAUCAUUAUGAAACACAAACAGAAAAUGUAAAAGUUGAGGGACAACCAAAAGAAAAUGUUACAAAGAAACAAAAAUCAAAAACAUACACUACACCAAAAUUUACUGAUCAACCUUGUCAAUAUCACAAUGCGAUUUUUCCACCGAUUGGUACUGAUUAUUUCGUUUUAGAAUGUUAUGGACCUGGUAUACCUACUGUUACUUUAUAUAAAACUGAUUUUCCAAUGCCACAUCUUAUCUAUGUUUUACAAAAUAAUACAUUAUUACGUGAACGAAUUGCCAAACUUGCACUUCCUCAAGUCAAAACAUUUCCUGUUCAAAUAAGUGGUGGAUAUAAUGCACAAGUAAAAUUGUAUUUACCACCAGGAUUAAGAGAAGAUGAAAUCACACGAUAUCCCUUAAUCGUACAAGUAUAUGGUGCACCAGGUUCACAAUUAGUAACAGAAAUGUUCAAAAUUGAUUGGAAUACUUAUUUAGCUAGUAGAAAAAAUAUGAUUGUUGCACAAAUUGAUGGCAGAGGUAGUGGAGGUCAAGGCUAUAAAUUUCUUCACGAAGUUUAUUACAGACUUGGCUCUGUGGAAGUUGCCGAUCAACUUGAAGUGACUGAAUAUUUGCGAGAUUCGUUACAUUUCGUGGAUAAGCAACGAGUCGCUGUUUGGGGUUGGAGUUAUGGGGGUUUCGUAGCUGCUCUCGCGCUGGCGCAUCCUGAGCAAAAUGUUUUUGAAUGUGGUAUAAGUGUAGCUCCUGUUGUUUCAUGGAAACUUCAUGAUUCUGCAUAUGCUGAAAGAUAUAUGGGUUUACCAGAUGUUGUAUCAAAUUAUAAAGGAUACGCUGAAUCAGAUGUAUACGAUAAAGUGGAACAUUUACGAAAUAAAAUGUUUUAUUUAGUGCAUGGCACUGCAGAUGAUAACGUCCAAUUUCAACAAUCCAUGGCACUUGCGCGUCACCUUGCGAAAAAAGGCAUUCUUUUUCGACAACAGGUAUAUCCAGAUGUGAGUCAUUCAUUAGCAGGAGUUAAAGGUCAUCUUUACUUAUCAAUGGCUCAAUUUUUGGAUGAUUGUUUUCAGAAACAAGUACCCACUGAUACAAAAGCUGGUCUUAUCAGUGGUGGAUCUGUAGUCUGUAAUUGUAAAUAAUGAAAAUGAUCCACUUGUGAAGAAAUUCCAUAUACAAAAGUUAUACCUGAAUCUCCAAAUUGUGUUCCGUUUAUUGAUAUCUUAGGAAAAAAAUAUUUUCGCAUUAUUUUGUAUAUUGACUAAAUAUUAUAAGAAAAUAGUAUGUUUCAAAUUGGAAAUCAAAUCUAAAUGAAUGAAAGUGAUAAAUUCUAAUAUUGUUAAAAAGAAUAUAUUAAUAUAUUAAAUAUAUAAAUAUAAUUUUUUAUUUUAGAAAUGUUAUGAUUUUUUUUAUAAAAUAAUGAUAUUUGAUAUUUUUUUAUAAAUAUAAUUAAAAUUAAAAAUUAUGAUUAUUAUGAUUUAUGUUUUAAAAAAUUAUAUUUUUCUUUAUACAUUGAGUUCAUAAAGUUUUCAUUUUAAUUAUUUAUAUCUCUUUCUUCUGCAAUACAAAUAAUUGAUAAUGUAUAUAAAAUUCGUAUAAAAUUGUAAUACAAAAGAUAGAAAUGAAAUAUGAACCAAAGAUAAGUGAAAAAAAAAAGAACUAAUUUUAUUCAUUUAGAUAUUGAUUUUUCUUCUGUUAUAAUGAAAUCCAAGAAGAUAAAAUUUAUUUUAACGUUACAUAAUUUAUUAAAGAUGUACAGAAUCAUUUACCAUAAUUGCAAAUAUAACCGGGACAAGUAAGAAAAAUAAUUAUUUCUUUUCAUCAAAUCGAUAUGAAACGAAAUCAAACGAUAAAAAUUCAUGAAUUCAUAAACAUUUGAUGUAGGGAUAACUUUUUCCUACUUUCAUUUAAAUCUUCCUAAUUAAUAAUAUAUGCGUACAAGAAACACAAAACGACGCAUUUAAGAUUAUUCCUCAAUGUAUAUUUCUCGAAUCUCUUAUAUUAUAAGAAGAAACAUUUCACUCAAAAUUCAUGUGAUUUCUCUUACAUACCUAUAUAGAUUUACCUUAUAACGAUUCAUUCGCUACAAUAAUUAACGUAACACUUUGUAAACAGUAUUAAUUAACUUCGAGGAGCAAUAAAGAAAUUUUAUAAAAAUAACAUUCAAUUAAUUGAACUAAAUAAGGUAUAAAGUUAACGAACAUGAAUCAUAUGGCAUAAUAACAAUACAUACAUACUAUUUUACCUGAAUGUAAUGAGCAAUUGAAGAAUUAAUAACAAGAUUAAAGUGUAAUUGUUAAAUUGUACUGCGUGUCAAACUCUACAUGAGUUUUUCAAAUAGCAAUAUAAAUAGAGAGAUUUAAUUUUAAUUUCUAUUUUUUGUAAAUUUUUUCGAAAUUUAGAUUUUUCAAUAGAUUUUCUAAAUUAUUGAGGAGGCAUUAUCGGUUGGUCAAUAGUCUGAAAUGGAUUUGACAAUCUUCUUGUUCGAACAUCUGCCAAGGUGUAGUAACAUAUGGUUUUUAAGAUUAGUUGGUUUACUGAAACCACGGCUACAAAUAUGGCACCUAAAUGGCCAUAGCCCAUUAUGCACGUACAUAUGACUCUUAAGAUCUCCUGGUGUUGGGAAAGAUUUAGAGCAUUGUGAACAUUUGUGUGGUUUUUCCUGAAACAUAAGAAUGAAAGCAUUCUUUACUGCGAGUUUUAAUUGAAACAAAUCAUUAUUUUUUAAAAUGUUUUAUAAAACGAUGUAAUUUCAAAAUUAUAAUAAAUUUUUAUUUCCUUUAAUUAUUAUUUUUAACAUAUUAAAAGUAAUUGUUGUUAUGGCUAUACUAUAUAGUAUAAUUAUAAAUAUUUUAUUUUUAAAAAGUUAUAUUCAAUAAUUACUGCCUAAGUAAAUGCUAAUAUUAAUAUUAAAAAUCUGUUGUUAUUAGUAGUAAACAAUUCGAUGUCCAAAUUUUAAUAAUAUUGAAUAAAAUGAAAUUACAUUGUUUUUCAGAUAUAAAUUUAAAAAUUUUAUCUUUUGAAAUCUUUGUUGAUUUUAUGCAUAACAUAAUCUGUUUAAAAAAAUUUAUUUCUAUCAUAUAAAAAUACGCUUUCAAAAUAAAAUGCAUUGAAGUCCAUUAUAUUUAUUAAAUAUAAAUCUAAAAAAAGUACCAUUCAAUUUUUCAUAUUAAUGUUUCAUAUUUACUCAUCACUUGCAAGCGUUCGUUGGUAAUAAUAUUUAUAUUUAAAUCUUAAAAAAAAAAAAGAGUACAUCUGUCGAUAUUACAAAAUAUCUCAAAGAAAAAAUUCACAAAUAAACUAAUAUAUUUAUUUUUAAUGAUAUUAGCACAAAAAUUAGAAACUUUCUUCUAUAGUACAAAUUACUAAUUAAAUAAAAAAUAAAAUUCUAAAGUUAUUUUUAUUUGAUCAACUUACAGAAAAUAUAUAAAAAUUUACGAAAUGUUAUACAGAUAUAAAAAUAAUGAAAUAACGAUUGUAAUAGAUAAAUAGAAAUAUAAUAAACGGCAAUGAUUGCAGAGAAAUUUAUAUACAAAAGUAAUUGCUGUUCAUUAUUGUAUAAAUUGAAAUUAAAAACUGUUAACUUUGAAAGAAUAAAGGAAUUCACGACAUCA
This is a messenger RNA of Apis cerana (Asiatic honeybee), 5515 nucleotides long. It is a transcript of the gene Dpp10, whose product is annotated as Dipeptidyl peptidase 10. Gene Ontology annotation, biological process: proteolysis. Lineage: Eukaryota; Metazoa; Arthropoda; Insecta; Hymenoptera; Apidae. Gene Ontology annotation, cellular component: plasma membrane. Gene Ontology annotation, molecular function: serine-type peptidase activity; dipeptidyl-peptidase activity. The record is from RefSeq and is a predicted model, not a curated record.